UUACCUAACUUUCUUUCUCAGCUGCUUCAGAUUUAUUUGUUACUUUCUUCUUUUCUUUUCCCCUCAUAUUCCCCGCUAGUUUUCUCUAUGGUACCAAAACAGAAGUAGUUUGAAGCUUUGUGAUGACGGCAAACGGUGAGGGUGUUAUUGGGGAUCGCGAAAAGGUUACACGACGCUCUCAAACCAACAAGCAAGCAUCGGCACUUCCUCAGACUCGACAAGAGACCAUGGGUAACCCAGAGGGUGGGAUCCGCGGCCUUGUACGCAUCAAGUCGGCAGGAGAAUCAGGACGAAGAGGCGUACAUCCUCUCCAAUUCUUGGCCAUCAUUUGGCGAUCUACUAGUUGGAUAUCGAGGGCUGUGAACAUCCUCUGGCCUUUUGUACCCGCUGCAAUUGCUCUCCAUUUCGCGGUUCAUGAGGGCUAUGAUAUACUCAAGUUCAGUUUGGCGUACAUCGCCAUGGUUCCAUGCGCAAAUCUCAUCGGAUUCGCUGGCCAGGAGCUAGCUAGGAAGAUGCCGCAUAUGCUUGGUGUUCUCGUCGAGACCACCAUUGGAUCCAUCGUCGAGAUUAUCUUAUUCAUGGUUCUGCUUCGUAAAAACCAGUACUACGUUAUUCAAGCUGCCAUUCUCGGAUCUAUUUUAGCUAAUAUGCUACUGUGCUUGGGAUUGUGUUUCUUUACUGCUGGUUUACGACGAGAAGAGGCCACAUUCCACGGUGCUGUCAGCGAAGUUGGCUCGAACCUCCUACUUAUUGCCGGUCUUGGCCUAGCGAUCCCUACAGUUUUCCAACGCUCGAUCACGAGUACGGGCUACAACCUUACCACAGAAGAGAUUGAUGCUAGGAUACUCAGUAUCUCACACAUCAUUGCAAUCCUUCUCCUUAUCGCAUAUGCCGUCUUCCUCUUCUUCCAGAUGCAUACCCACCACGGUAUUUACGACGCUGUAUUCGAGCAUGACGAGGAACGAGAUGCCGAUGGUCACAAGGACCGGGCGAAAGCCAAGUUAACAUUUACGGAGUGUGUCUUGGCACUAGCCAUUUCGGUAGCCCUUGUGACGUUAAUUGCCAUUGCAUUAGUCGAUCAGAUUACGCCCAUUGUGGAACAGGGUCACGUUUCCGAUCCCUUCAUGGGCUUGAUUUUGGUUCCUCUGGUCGAAAAAGCUGCCGAACAUUUAACGGCCAUCGACGAGGCCUGGGAUAAUCAGAUCAACUUUGCCCUUACACAUUGUAUUGGCGCUACCAUCCAAACCGCCAUGCUAAAUGCCCCAUUGGUUAUUAUUGUCGGAUGGGGUUAUGGCUACCCGAUGGACCUCAACUUUGAAAUAUUCGAUAUUGUCAUGUUGAUCCUCGCUAUUAUCACUGUUGGAAACUUCCUAAGGGACCAGAAGAGCGACUAUCUAGAGGGCUUCUUAUGUAUUAUUGUCUAUGUCGCCAUCGCCGUGGCCGCCUUUUACUUCCCGAACCCCCACGAGAUCGCGGGCCACGGAGAGAGUAGUGAAGGGGGAAGCGAAGCAGCCGGUGAGGUAGCUGGUGAGGCCGCCGCUCACGUAGCAAGGUACCUAGGACUCUCAUAGUCGGGUUCAUAGGAUGUUGUAGUAUGCAUUUACCAAGAUUGGCGUUGGAUUACAUCGGUUAAAACUAUCGCAUCUCCAUGGUUAAACCCGUGGAUUCAGGAGUUCCCUCGUUACUAUGGAGUCAAGUGCUUUCCAGGUUCGACGAUCGAUACGAAUUCUUUUUAGCCUUAUGAGGUAGCUAUUCAUUAUCUUUAUCCUAAAAUUUGGUUGGAGAAUUUUGAAUAUGUACUAGUGAGGGCCUGGGUUAGAGGAAUUCCCGUAUCUGAACGAGAGAUUGUGUUGUGAGUGUACAAAGAUUAGGUAGCGGGAUAAUAAAAUAGGAAUCGAAGAAAGUCGUUAUCAGUAAAACAUUGGUCAUAAGAGGUAUGCACGAACGAUUAAGAAUAUUUACCGAUCUCGACUGUUCUAUCAAAUGGA
Messenger RNA from Daldinia loculata, 1988 nucleotides. RefSeq lists its product as uncharacterized. Bases 123 to 1571 code for a protein of 482 amino acids. Gene Ontology annotation, biological process: calcium ion transmembrane transport; intracellular calcium ion homeostasis. The transcript has 2 exons. Gene Ontology annotation, cellular component: fungal-type vacuole membrane. NCBI's taxonomy places the organism in Eukaryota, Fungi, Ascomycota, Sordariomycetes, Xylariales, Hypoxylaceae. The record is from RefSeq and is a predicted model, not a curated record. Gene Ontology annotation, molecular function: calcium:proton antiporter activity.